GCAUGUGACCAGCUGACUGUCACAUGAUAGAUCGUGACGCCGUGUUGUAGUCAGUCAGCUGUUCGUACAAGACAGCAGUAGCAAGGUGGUGUUGGAUUCCUGUCUUGAUAUAAACUGUAAACAGAAUAUUUCAACAUGGAUAUCCGCGGGGCUGUGGACGCUGCAGUCCCCACCAACAUCAUCGCUGCAAAGGCAGCUGAGGUCCGGGCCAACCUGGUCAACUGGCAAUCUUACCUGCAGAGUCAGAUGAUCUCAGCAGAGGACUGUGAGUUUAUCAAAAAGUUUGAGGUGGCCAACUCUGAGGAGAAACAGGUUAUUCUGACCAAUGAAGGACAUCAGUGUGCUAAGACCUUUCUGAACCUGAUGGCCCACAUCUCCAAGGAGCAGACAGUCCAGUACAUCCUGACUCUGAUUGAUGACACUUUGCAGGAGAACCAUCAGAGGGUGAACAUCUUCUUCGACUACGCUAAAAAGACAAAGAAUACCGCCUGGUCCUAUUUUCUUCCCAUGCUGAAUCGUCAGGACCUGUUUACUGUCCACAUGGCGGCAAGGAUCAUAGCCAAGCUGGCUGCCUGGGGCCGUGACCUGAUGGAGGGAAGUGAUCUAAACUACUACUUCAACUGGAUCAAAAGUCAGCUCAGCUCACAGAACCUACAUGGUACAGGUCCAGAAACAGGCUCAGGAGCAGGAACUAUAUCCCCCAGUGAAAGCUCCCAGUAUGUCCAGUGUGUGGCUGGUUGCCUUCAGCUAAUGCUGAGGGUCAAUGAGUAUCGGUUUGCCUGGGUGGAAGCUGACGGUGUAAAUUGUAUCACAGCAGUGCUGAGCAACAAGUGUGGCUUCCAGCUCCAGUACCAGAUGAUUUUCUGCGUUUGGCUCCUGGCCUUCAGUCCUCAGCUCUGUGAGCAACUGAGACGCUACAAUGUCGUACCGGCGCUGUCAGACAUCCUGCAGGAGUCUGUCAAGGAGAAGGUCACUCGAAUCAUCCUGGCUGCCUUCCGGAAUCUUCUGGAGAAGUCUGCAGAGAGGGAGACUCGUCAGGAGUAUGCUUUGGCCAUGAUUCAGUGCAAAGUGCUAAAGCAACUGGAGAACCUUGAGCAGCAGAAGUACGAUGAUGAAGACAUCACUGAGGACAUCAAGUUCCUCUUAGAGAGGCUCGGAGAGAGUGUCCAGGAUCUCAGCUCAUUUGAUGAGUACAGCUCUGAACUCAAGUCAGGCCGCCUGGAAUGGAGCCCUGUACACAAGUCGGAGAAAUUCUGGCGUGAGAAUGCCGUCCGCUUGAAUGAGAAGAACUAUGAGCUCCUCAAGAUCUUAACUAGACUUCUGGAGGUGUCUGACGAUCCUCAAGUCAUAGCAGUUGCAGCUCACGACAUUGGCGAGUAUGUGCGGCAUUACCCACGUGGAAAGCGGGUGAUUGAGCAGCUGGGUGGGAAACAGCUGGUCAUGAAUCACAUGCACCAUGAAGACCAGCUUGUUCGGUACAAUGCCCUGUUGGCUGUGCAGAAGCUUAUGGUCCACAACUGGGAGUACCUGGGCAGGCAGCUCCAGUCCACUGAUCAACAACAGGCUCCUGCUGUGGCGGCUCGCAGCUGAACUGUUCCUGUGCAUGGAUGUUUGUGUACCACUGUGUGGAUGAGCGUGUGCUGUAUGUGCAUUGGUCUUUGCCAUUUUAUUUUGUGUAAUAUCUUAAAAAUCAAGGGGUGUAGUUUCUCUCUUCCAUCUACAACCCCCGAGUUACCCUCGAUGUUGAUUGAUUUGACUGUUGUACUUCGUGUCGUGACCUCUCAGCUAAAAACGUGUGGUGAUUCAAGUCGCACUUUAUGUCUGUGAUAUUGUACAAAACUGCAGGUUAUUUAAGUCUUAAAUCUGUAAAACAUUGUAUGUAACCCAAUAAAGAUGCUAGUGUUA
This is a messenger RNA of Sphaeramia orbicularis (orbiculate cardinalfish), 1905 nucleotides long. It is a transcript of the gene atp6v1h, whose product is annotated as ATPase H+ transporting V1 subunit H. The transcript is spliced from 14 exons. The coding region runs from base 136 to 1590 and encodes 484 amino acids. Lineage: Eukaryota; Metazoa; Chordata; Actinopteri; Kurtiformes; Apogonidae. Gene Ontology annotation, biological process: proton transmembrane transport. The record is from RefSeq and is a predicted model, not a curated record. Gene Ontology annotation, cellular component: lysosomal membrane; vacuolar proton-transporting V-type ATPase, V1 domain. Gene Ontology annotation, molecular function: proton-transporting ATPase activity, rotational mechanism.